Anopheles funestus (African malaria mosquito) is the source of this 4156-nucleotide messenger RNA. RefSeq names its product G-box-binding factor-like. The record is from RefSeq and is a predicted model, not a curated record. NCBI's taxonomy places the organism in Eukaryota, Metazoa, Arthropoda, Insecta, Diptera, Culicidae. The coding region runs from base 1335 to 2612 and encodes 425 amino acids. The transcript has 6 exons.
AACUCACGCCCGCCACCAUACACAGUCGCAGUGGGGGCCGAAAAACUUGGAAUCAAAUUUGCUCCGUGACGGUGGCAAAUAUUACAGCAAAAGCGAACGAACUUAAAUGGUGCGGAUGGUUUUAGUUUGGUAGUGAAAAAUACGUGACUCAGCUUGCUGUACUAAACGGUGCUAAAAAGUGUGCUGAAAGAAUCAAUUCGACUGAAGAAAAUUGUUUCAAAACUGCACCAAACGAUUUCCACUGGCUGAAGAAACGAACCCGCGAGCGUGACACUGCCCCCGAGUGUAACGGAGUACGAUUGGAUGGAAGACGAAUGAAAUGGAAUUGCUAUAAUAUAACCUGAUUCCAUUACGUUAUAUGAGGUGCAAAUGGAUAACAAAAAAAAAACCAGCAACAGUAGCAUCAGAGUAGGCAACAGCAAACAUCAGAGCAUCAGCAUCCAGCAUCAAAGCACUCACGCACACAUGCUCAGACGGAGCAAUCGCGAAGCACCACACUAACCAACAUUAACAACAUUAACGCACGACGUUGUCUCGUCCUUUUUGCGGGUCGUUUUCGUGGACGCGCGCGCUCUCGUACACGUUCCUGAGCGGUUGCAAUUGUGCAAAAGGAAAACCCCCGUUUUCCUUUUACUGAAAGGCUAGUUAAUUGGCAUUUUAUUGCACCGAAAUAUCGGUGCUUUCGGUUCGAUUUAGUUAGCCAAGUGUGAGGGUGCGGGUGGUUGUUUUUUUGUCUUUUUGUGUCCCGAUAAAGUGCAUUCGUGUCGGUAGUGUGUACAUGCAUUUAGUGUGGAAAAGAUUUAUGAUUACCGUACGGAAAUAGGCCCAUUUCGAUACUUCACCGACAGUGUUGUUAGACAUUCACGUUCAUCGUGAAUUGUGCCGUGAAGGAAGGUUGAUGAAAAUGGCCCCUUUUUUCUCCAACAUUAAACGAACCAUUAUUGGCUGUGUGCGUAUGAAUAUCAAACGCGAGUGUUUUUAGUGUGUGUGCGUGUGUGCCUGCGUGUUGCUUCCGAUGUGAUUCAUGUUGUUAUUACACAUUGAGUGAAGAAAAAAACAUCAGGAAGCUGCAAACGGAAGUGAGCGGAAAUUGGAAAUAAACUGCAAAAUAGAAGCCAACACAAAAAACGGGGGAAUAUAUGGCACGGUUCGUGGAGCAUCGUUUAAGGGAUGUCAUUUUUCGAUUGCCGUUCCGGAUUAUGUAAACGACAACCGAAACCAUCGUUCUGUUCGUCCCGCCUGCUGCUUUCUUCGAUCCGUGAUGGCCAGAGGAUGUGCUGCUGCUCAACACAACCACUGGACUGUACCAGCAAUCGGUGACGCUAACCGCACGAAUGUAUCCGAUUGAGGCCACGGCGGCAAAGUCGAUCUGGGGCCUACCGACGCUGAUCUGGGGUAUAUUGAUCGGAACGGUCGUGAUACUGAUACUGAUCCUAGCGACACUGUUCUUCUGCUGCUGGGUGCAGCCACGGACGCGUAAACUACUCAACUCGAGCUACUACACAACCACCGCCAACAACGGACACGCUUCCCAGAGCUCGAUUGUAGCCAAAUCGUGUACCAGCAGCGACUCGAAUCAACUAGUGAUGCCCCUCUCGAUCGGCAUCUGCCCACCACAGUACAGUGCACCGCCACCGCCCUCCAACAGCACGACCACCAACACCCCGCAGCACACCGCAGCAAGUGGUAGCAACAGUUCGCUACAUCAUGCUUCCCAUCCUGCAGGCGGAUGUGCACAUCAUACCUGUAGCGCCGUCACAACUGCCGCAAGCCAGCAAUGCACCAUGGCUUCCGGGGGGCAGGACUAUAGCCAUGUAAAAUAUGGCAGCUCGCCACAGCAGUACGCCUCCCAGCAGUACGCACAUCAUCAUCAUCAUACGCAGCAACAGCAGCAGCAGCAGCAGCACCAUCAAUAUCAAUGCAUACAUUAUCAGCAGCAACAACAACAGCAGCAACAAUACAAUCAGCAGCAUCAUCAUCAUCAACAGCAACCGCAGCAACAGCACGUGCAGCUACACACCCAUCAUGUGCACGGACAGCAACAGUACAGUCCGUAUAAUCAGCAUCAGUACUAUCAUCAUCCUUCAACGCAACAGCAGCAGCAACAACAACAGUACCUUCACUAUCAACAGCAUCAGCAGCAACAUCAUCAGCAGCAAAGAGAACAUCACCAUCAACAUCAUCAACAGCAGCAACAGCAGCCACAACAACUGCAACACCAACAUCAUCAAUCCUCCUCAGGGCAUAACCAUCAGUCGCAGCAAGGACAACUCGUGCACACGCAACUGCACAAGUCGAUGUGGGCGAUCAAUCCACUAUACGCUUCCAGUGGAGUGAUCGUCGAUGAGAACGACGUUGACACGAAUACCACCUACCGGACACGAUCACUACCAUCGUGGGGUAAAAAUAAGCAGCGUCCACUAUCGAAUGCGGACGAUCUGGAGGAGCUGUACGCGAAGGUAAACUUUAGUAAAAAACGACGCAACCGAAUGCGUAACGAUGAGGCCGCCAUUAUUGCACUCUGCCGGUCACGAUCGCAAAAUCUAGCCGCUUUACCGCUCGCUACCGAUCAGGAUGCAGUGGUCGUGUACGAUGAACGGACGGCACUCUAAACACAGGGUACCCGUGUUUCCUCCUUCACCAUGACCCUGUGCCUUGUGCUGGAAGAUUCGAUCCAGAUCCGUUGGAGCAACAUGUACAUUCUAUAGUAGCAGACUGGCUGAAUCUUUAUGCUGUGUUCUUAGUGUAAUAAGCGUAAACAAAAACCGAUCAAUCGUACUGUAGCUAAUCGAAAGCGGACGAAUAAUGUCUCCUAAUUUCUUCGAUGUACGUCAACGAAGUACGGCCAGAUUCUACACUUGCACGUAGUUGGAAAAUCCGUUGUUAGAUUUGCUUACCUUUUUGCAUUAACCGCCCAGUGCCAUUUAAGCGUCCCCCUCAUUAGUGUUGAAAACGUUAGCAAAAGAAACAUGCUCAAUUGCCAUAGAAAAUUUCGACGAUUGUAGAUCGUGUUUAUGCGUACUGCGAACCGUUUCCAUUAAGCCAUUGUUGCAUUGAUUCAUUCAACCGUAUUAGCAUAGAAUUCGAUGUUCUCUUACUUUCAAAAUGGUUCAUCGUUUUCCUCUCAAUCGGAAGUGAACAUUUCCAUUUAAAUGUAUUAACAAACCGGACGACACACGUUAUCAAAGCGGCCCCUCGCCGGGGUGUAAUGAAAAGAAAGCAUUACCUACAUUGCCACUCUAGCCAAAUGUUGAAUGUUUGCGUGAAAAAUUUAUCUAGUAUUAACAGGAACAGGACAAACUAAAAAAACCCCAAUCCCACACACAGUAUGUACAUGUGUUUAAAAAGAAGACUGAAUGAAUGAAACCGAGACGAAAAAUAAACUCAUUACUUCCGCUAAUGUGUAACACUACCUUCAUAGCUACAGUUACGGGACACAGGAGGGGGUUAUCGAUUAGACGAGAGGGGAAAAAAAUCCCAACCGAAAAUUCUUAUCCCUUUUUUUAUCUUACAUCUAUUGCUGCUGUAAAUGAGAGGACUAGAACCGCCAUUCAGAUAUAGUCGUGUAUUUACGAACGCCUGCCAACAGACACUCAGUAAGCCAACAGAGCCAACAGACAGACUCGUAGACGAAACGUUCUCGGCAAGCAAAACGCUAGUAGGUCAAAUGCUAGUCAAUUCGUUUACCAAAUGCUUUUAGUUUGUAAAGUCGCACGCUGGUAAAGCAAACGCCACAACUUUGUACUUAUAAACUGCACUAGCCAACGGUGUUGGUGGGAAACCGUAACGAAACGGGAAUGGAAGGCGUUACUUUAUUCCGUUUUCCGCCGAAUCAAUCUUAUCAUUCGUCGUAGAAAAUAUGUAGCAAAACUCGUUAAAUGGAAAUCGUAUUGAAGUCGGGAAUAGGGGAACCGGGUCCAAAAAAUGGUAGUUUUGGAACGUGGUAACAAACGAUGAAGGAGUGAUCAAUGCACGUGUUGUAAUUGUUUAAAAGGAAGAGAUGAUUAAUGUUUGCAAAUGCCGCCAAGCUGCAGCAAUUGGAAGGUACAGGAAAAGUUAGGGAAAAAACGUAACACAUUUGUUUGUAUUAAAACAACCAAACAUAGUUGGAAUGUAUAAAAUGAAUUGAUGAAUUAAACUGAAACUAUCCAUUUCA